UCCUCCCUUCUUCUCUCCUCCCCACCCCUUUCCUCCAGCAGAGAAAAGUAUCUCAGAGCUGUCCUGGACUGUGUUCCUAUGCAAUUGUGAGCGCUGCCAUGGGGAUUCUCCUUGGAACUGCUGGUUUUUAAAGAACAAACCCACAUGCUGCCUUGCUACAGACCAUGGCCUGUACCCUAGAGAAAUUCAUCCAUUCCUUGGAUCCCAGAAGCCUCCCCAGGGUCCUCCAAAUCCAGUCAGGCAUUUACUUCCAAGGCUCCAUCUAUGAAAUGUUUGGAAAUGAAUGCUGUCUGCCAACGGGAGAAGUGAUUAAAGUUAUUGGGUUCAAAAUUAAUAAGCUUAUAGCAAGUAUCUGUGAGAAUAAUGAAGAAAGUCAAUGUUCAUCUAAAACUGAACUCUCUCUGAAUUUUCCAGGUCUUUAUAAGAUUGUGGUUGAUAAAACUCCAUACCUCAGCAUUGAAGAGAUUACAAGAAAGGUGUCUAUUGGGUCAACACGACUGGGCCACCCCUGCUUCUGUUGCCAGGAGGAUAUAAAACUGGCAAACCUCACCAUCAAACAGGGUGAGCAGAUUAUGUUCAACUCCGUGGAAGAGGUCAAUGGGACAAUGACUGUGAACUGUGGGGUGGUAAGAAAUAACCAGUCUCAUUCCUUUACUUUGCCAAUUUCACAACAAGGAAAGUUCUAUGAAUGUGAAGAUGACCAGAUUUAUACCCUGAAAGAAAUUGCUGAAUGGAAAAUCCCAAAGACCAGGAAUCGGACUGUGAAACUUUUUAGUAUUUUGCAUAGUUGGGACUCCUCUAACCCAUUUCCUGAAAAUUUUGAUGGCAGUCUGAUUCUGGCACCAGUUUAUGAAGUUCAGGCAGUGAUGAAAUUUCGAAAGGAUAUAGUUCAUAUCCUCUCUGAUCUAGACAUUGAAGUCAAAGAUGUAACAGACUUUUAUGAUAUUAACUGUUUUCUUCAACCAUUAUCUUUGGAAGAUGUGUUUGAAAAGACAGGCAAAGAAUUUCCUAUGGUUGCUGAGAUUAUAGAGGGGUCUGUACAAAGUAAUCUACUUUAUAAUUUAUUCUACCCUGGGAAAGAGAUCAUCAUUCACAAAAAGUACCAGGCAUCAAGAGUCCUUGCAUCUGAGAUCAGGAGUGAUUCUCCUAAAAGACAUUUUUUAAUUCCUGCCAGCUAUAAAGGAAAAUUUAAGCGAAGACCUCGGGAAUUGCCAACCGCCUAUGACCUGGAGAUAGCAAGAAGUGGAAAGGAGCAACUUCAUGUGGUAGCAACAAAAGCCUUUGACUCUCCCCACAAGGAGCUGUUUUCUGUUUCUGUUGGAGACCAAUUCAUAGUACAGCAGUGUCAGACUAGUGAAGUUGUAUAUGAAGGAAGAAAAAAAGUGGUAGAUGUCUUGGCCUGUGAACAAAUACUAAACAAUGCCUAUGAGCAAGUGCUACUUCCUAUGUAUAUGGAAGGGGGCUUUGUAGAGGUGGUUCAUGACAAAAGGCAGUACCAGCUUUCAGAGAUUUGCAAAGAGUUCCGCUUGCCCUUUAAUGUCAAGGUGUCAGUGAGGGAUCUUUCCAUUGGAGAGGACAUCUUGGCUGCUGUGCCUGGCUUGCAACUUGAAGAAGAAAUCACAGACUCUUACUUGCUAAUCAGCACUGUCAGCAAUCCCACAGACAGUUGGGAAAUUCCUGUGUAUCGUUUAAAUAUGUCUAUUCAUCUGCUCAGCAAACCUGUUAAAGAAACUGCAUCCUCAGCCACCAGGACUAUUGUGGAAGAAAUUAGUGAAGAACAAUAUUAUAUGGUAAGGAGAUAUGAAAAUCAAUCCCUACAUCCACCACCCAGACCUCCCAAAAAGCCAGCAGCACUGGGGUCCAAAUGUCUUCUUGCCAAACCAAACCAAAGUGCAUCGGAUACUUCUCUGAAGACUCUGGAGAUGAUGAUAGGUCGCCCACAUUUUACAUCCAUAGAGGAGAGUGGGGAUGUUGACUCUUUUGUAGACCUGGAUCUUGGUGUCUUUCUGGAGGUAGUAAUGGAUAAAGAUAUACCAAGACAAUUUCCAGAAGGAAGUACUUGCCCACUGGAUCCUGUACUGGAUCUCCUCAUCAGUGUUCACUAG
Messenger RNA from Gavialis gangeticus (Gharial), 2105 nucleotides. It is a transcript of the gene THEMIS, whose product is annotated as thymocyte selection associated. The record is from RefSeq and is a predicted model, not a curated record. The transcript is spliced from 5 exons. The coding region runs from base 165 to 2105 and encodes 646 amino acids. Gene Ontology annotation, biological process: T cell receptor signaling pathway. NCBI's taxonomy places the organism in Eukaryota, Metazoa, Chordata, Crocodylia, Gavialidae.